Messenger RNA from Alternaria conjuncta, 1542 nucleotides. RefSeq lists its product as uncharacterized. NCBI's taxonomy places the organism in Eukaryota, Fungi, Ascomycota, Dothideomycetes, Pleosporales, Pleosporaceae. The transcript is spliced from 2 exons. The record is from RefSeq and is a predicted model, not a curated record. Bases 1 to 1542 code for a protein of 513 amino acids.
AUGUCGACUUGCUCCCCGAACCCGGCGGCUCCGCCGACACUCAUUUCGGAUGCGCCAGACCGUGUCAACGCCCGCGCCGAGGACACUUGCAUGCAACACCAAGACAAAUCGGUAGACAUUAUUGAUGAGCAGGAUCAUGAGUCAGAAAAUGAUGCAGUCUCAGAAACAAACACGGUGAUUUACGGACAGGAACCGUUCGAGACGAUUCAGCACAAAGUCGCCGCACUAGCCGCGAAAAUAUUCCGGCGAAGCCCGCGAGACAUCACUGUUCAUGAGAUGAAGGGUGGCUCUUUCAACCGAGUCAUCGGCGUCUCCAUUGCACAAAAGGCCAAGAAGUUUACUUUGGCCUGGUUCCUGUUCCCCUGUUUGAGCGCGCGCAAGAAGAAGAAAGCUGCACAAUCAAAGUCGUACGUUGUGCGUGUCCCGCGGACGCGUUACGAGGAUGAGGAUGGUGCCAAAGAUAUGGCCGAAGAUAUGGAAAGGGAGGUGUCAAUCUUGAAGACCGUGGGCUCUCGGCUGCCUUUACCCAUCCCCAAGGUUGCGAGCUAUGAUCUUACCACUGCGAAUAUCUUCGAACGGCCAUAUAUGAUUCAAACCCAUCUCCCUGGUCGCACCCUCGCGACGGACCUUUGGACCAAGCUCAAUAUGGAGCAAAAGAAGCAUCUCGCGAAGGAAAUCACCGCUCUCGCUCCCACCAUCGCUUCAGUGGAAGGAUCAGUCGGCGACAUAUCUUCUCAGAACCUGUACAACCCUCCGAAUUCUCCAGUCCAUACCCAGACGUUUCAUAUAACUAGUCGUGAGAACAAGAAGCCCGAGACGGCUUUGAUUGACGACCCUUUCGUUUACAUGCUUGGGCGAUGCAAGGCGUGGAGCGACUACGAGAAUUCCGAGGGCGCUUCUUUCGAUGACAUCUGGAAAAGCUUCGCAAACAUCACUAGAGCUCUAGACGAUCGUGGCUUUCUCGACGGGCCAUGCGUACUCGUUCAUGGUGAUCUCAAGAUCUACAACAUCCUCGCGGAAGCGGUGAUCACAGGCGUUAUCGACUGGGAUACAGCCAUCAUUGCUCCGGAAUUCAUGGCCUAUAGAGCCCCGUUUUACCUCUGGACGCCUGCGGACAUGUCUAGCGACAAAGAAGACGACGAAAGCGUGGCGAACGUAGAGCUCGCUACUGAUGAGGACAGGAUACUGAAGCAAGUGUUCCUUGACAAUGCGUCCGACAAGUACAAGUUCUUUGCCUUUGCACCAGAGGCAAUGCUCGCUAGACGUAUGUUCUAUUUUUUGCAGAAGGGAAUGUCUGGUAGCUGGGACUAUGAUGAGGCAAAAUUGGUUGUAAAAGCGUGGGAUAAGCUCCACCCCGAGGACAAUGUUCGGUUCCGUCUUGACUGGCAGUCCGACUCUGAGGCUGAGUCUGACUCAGAUGAUGAGCCUACAAAGGACGAUAAGACUACAAAGGACGAUGAGACUGCAAAGGACGAUGAGCCUGGCAAAGACAUUGAGUCCAUAACGGAUGCAGAAGAAGACGAGCCCAUUGUCACGGAGUAG